Molecule: messenger RNA, 563 nt
Organism: Cokeromyces recurvatus
Lineage: Eukaryota; Fungi; Mucoromycota; Mucoromycetes; Mucorales; Mucoraceae
Product: ORMDL family
Exons: 5
Coding region: 77-544 (155 amino acids)
Biological process (GO): negative regulation of ceramide biosynthetic process; intracellular sphingolipid homeostasis; ceramide metabolic process
Cellular component (GO): endoplasmic reticulum membrane
Source: RefSeq, a predicted model, not a curated record
UUUUUUUUGUACUUUACCUCCUUAUAUCCCACAUUAUAUUAUAUUACACUUUUUUAAAAUAAAAUAAAAUAAAAUUAUGGCAACAAAAGAAAAUAAAGCAUAUACAACUCUUGAUCAGAGUUCAAUGCCUAACUUUAAUUCGUCUUGGGUUAAUUAUAAAGGAGCAUGGCUUACAACAAUCUUUGUGAUAAUUGCAUUAAAAGCUUUAUUUACAAUCAUACCUUUUUUUACACCAGAAGCAAGUUGGACAUUAACUAAUUUAACUUUUAAUUUUGGUCAUUAUAUUAUGUUUCAUUGGGUACAAGGCAUCCCAUUUGAGAAUAAUCAAGGAGCUUAUGAUGGAUUAACAUUAUGGGAACAAAUUGAUGGAGGAGUUCAGUUUACUGCAACUCGUAAAUUUUUCACAGCAGUUCCUAUAGCUUUAUUUUUAUUAAGUACACAUUAUACACAUUAUGACUUUUUUUUUGUUUUAGUUGCAAAGUUGCCAGUUAUGCAUCGUGUUCGAAUCUUUGGCAUCAAUAAACUUGAUUAUGAGAUGGAUUAAAAAAAAAAAAAAAAAGAAA